GUUUUCCCAAAGGACGCCGAAACCCCAAUUCAGCACCCCCGACCGACGCACCAUCCACCGCCCGCGUCGUUCCAGUGCAUGCGCAUUCGAUGAACAAAUACGAAGUGCUUGGGAUUGUGGGCGAAGGAGCGUACGGUGUGGUGCUGAAAUGCCGCAACAAAGAGAACGGUGAGGUCGUGGCGAUCAAAAAGUUCAAGGAGAGCGAGGACGACGAAAUUGUGCGCAAGACGACGCUGCGGGAGGUGAAGCUCUUGAAGAUGCUCAAGCAAGAAAACAUUGUCAACCUCAAGGAAGCGUUUCGACGGAAAGGCAAGCUCUACCUGGUCUUUGAGUACGUCGAACGAAAUCUCUUGGAAGUACUCGAGGAAAAACCCACUGGACUCGACCCUGAGCUCGUCCGCCGGUAUAUCUAUCAACUCAGUCGCGCAAUUCACUACUGCCACGAAAAUGGCGUCGUGCACCGCGACAUCAAGCCAGAGAACCUCCUCGUAAACCCGAAUUCGGACCACUCGCUCCGGCUGUGCGACUUUGGCUUUGCCCGUAUGAUAGCCGAGUCCCAGUCGCAAGAACUCACAGACUACGUUGCGACGCGGUGGUAUCGGUCGCCCGAGCUCCUCCUCGGAUCCACCAAGUACGGCAAGAGCGUCGACAUUUGGGCGAUUGGAUGCAUCAUGGGCGAAUUGCUCGAUGGUCAGCCGCUCUUUCCCGGCGAGAGCGAGAUUGACCAGUUGUACAUGAUCCAGAAAAUGCUUGGCCCACUCACCCCUGACCACAUGGAGCUCUUUCUGUCCAACCCGAGGUUCGCCGGCCUCAAGUUUCCCGACAUGACGCGCCCCGAAACGCUUCAGAAACGAUUCGUGGGCAAGAUCCCAAAGCGCGCCCUCGGGUUUCUCAAGGGCGCAAUACAACUCGGACCGGACGAGCGCAUGACGGCCACCGAGUGCAUCAACCAUCCGUACUUCGAAGGGCUCGAAAAAGAGAUGGACGAGCUCAAGUGGAACAACCAGCCGAGCCCCGUGCUCAUCAAGCCAUCAAAGGACAACGACUUGCUGUCCUCGACCGCCGCCGCUACUCUCCCCUUGGACGACGCGCCUCCGUACACAGCCACCCCUUCGUCGUCAUCAUCUUCACUUCUCUUUGACAAGUCGCAAAAGGCACGAAAGGAAAGUCCGCCACAAGUGCAGAGCACACACGACAGUGCCGCCUCGUCGUCAAGUACAUCCAGGUCCAAGAAGGACCCGGGGAAGAAGAGACGGGAGAAUCAACGGUCCAAAGACAAAGCAUUGUCCAGCGGUACAUCGGACGAGAUUGUGACGGGUGGAAAGGAGGCGCGGGGCGUUGUGCGCUCCGUCGAGUACGGCAAUGGCGAUGGCGCGAUUGUAGAGGCUGACUACACAGACUUGACCACAGCCAUGCCAAAAGACAAGGAUGGAAGCAUGUCGUCCAGCUCAAGCCGCAAAAAGUCGUCGGCGAAGGGAUCCAAACCGCCACGGGCACCCCCAUCUCAACUAGCUGUCGCCGAGGAUAAAUCCAUGGCAUCCUCCUCCCAGCCAUCCAUUGCAAAACCCAGUUCGAAAUCCACCAAGUCGAUCCCUGCCGCCCUGUCGACUCCACUGUCGUCAUCGCCCCCCAGCGGCACCUCGAUUCCCAUCAACUCGAAAUCGCCUGCAUCUUCGUCAUCCACACAGCCACCACCAUCGUCCGACCCGGCCAUAUCUGGUCGGCGGAAGAAGUCGACGUCGUCGCUGCACAAAGCCGAGAGCAAGUCGUCGAGCACCGCUUCCAUGUCUAGCUCAUCCCAUAAGCGAGCUCUGAAAGACCCCAUGUCCUUUGACGCGAAAACUGCCAAGUCUGUCACGGCGCUGCCCAAGUACCAAAAAGAGUCCAAGCAUUUGCCGCACCUGGCAUUCGGCGCAGGAGGGGACGACUUGGACUGUACGAACGGCAACGAGAGCGAUUCGGAAGCGUUGUGCAGCAUACGCAAGUCUAGCCCACACCACCACCAGUCGUCGUUCCAGUACCAUGGCGGGCUGCAGCCGCUGCGCAACGGGCCGUCCGAUCCAGCCAAAGAUACUGGCAACUCGACAAGCUCCUCCAGUACAGCUAGGACAAGUAACUUAUAAUGCCGCGACAGUGCUCCCGU
Messenger RNA from Aphanomyces invadans, 2143 nucleotides. RefSeq names its product CMGC/CDKL protein kinase. The coding region runs from base 90 to 2123 and encodes 677 amino acids. Gene Ontology annotation, molecular function: MAP kinase activity; ATP binding. The transcript has a single exon. Lineage: Eukaryota; Oomycota; Saprolegniomycetes; Saprolegniales; Verrucalvaceae. Gene Ontology annotation, biological process: protein phosphorylation; intracellular signal transduction. Gene Ontology annotation, cellular component: cytoplasm; nucleus. The record is from RefSeq and is a predicted model, not a curated record.